Molecule: messenger RNA, 2229 nt
Organism: Microsporum canis CBS 113480
Lineage: Eukaryota; Fungi; Ascomycota; Eurotiomycetes; Onygenales; Arthrodermataceae
Exons: 5
Coding region: 1-2229 (742 amino acids)
Biological process (GO): regulation of actin filament polymerization
Molecular function (GO): protein binding
Source: RefSeq, a predicted model, not a curated record
AUGGCGGACACGGUCAACCCGCAGUUCGGUGCAGAGCUAAAGCAGUUCUACCGUGACCGCAGCGUCAUCGAGAAAGAAUAUGCCGCCAAAAUAACCGCUCUCUGUCGCAAAUACCAUGACCGCAAGUCGAAAAAGUCAAGCACGCUCAGCGUCGGAGACACGCCCGUCAUGACUCCCGGAUCGCUAGAAUCAGCUUCUCUGACUACCUGGUCUACGCAACUGUGUGCUCUGGAGGCAGAGGCCGCGGCACGAGAUAAGUUCGGGGCAGAUCUAGUCUUUCGGGUAGCAGAGCCGUUGAAGCAGACGGCUGCCAAGCUGGAGGAGCUGCGCAAGAACCACGCCGAGUAUGCGAGCAGGCUGGAGAAGGAGAGGGACUCGUCGUAUGCCGACCUGAAGAAGAGCAAGGGCAAAUACGACGGGGUCUGCCAGGAGGUAGAGAAUAAGCGGAAGAAGAUAGAGAGCUCAUUUGAUCAUGGGAAGCAAAAGGCACAGCUCGCCUACCAGAAUCAGAUUGUGGAGAUGAACAAUGUCAAGAACACAUAUCUAAUUGCUAUAAAUGUCACGAAUAAACUAAAAGAGAAAUAUUACCACGAAUAUGUACCAGAAGUACUGAAUGGACUACAAGAUCUGAACGAGACUCGAGUGAGCAAGCUGAAUGCCAUCUGGACUCUAGCUGCAGAUCUAGAAAAGGCCACACUGGCCAGGGGCGAAGAACAGGUCUUGCACGUCCUCGCCGAGAUACCACGCAACGAACCCCGACUGGACUCGAUGAUGUUCAUGCGCCAUAACACCGCGCACUGGCAGGAGCCACUGGACAUGCAGUUCGAGCCCAGUCCCGUCUGGCACGACGAGCCAACUAUAGUCAUCGACGAGCCGGCCAAGGUGUUUCUGCGAAACCUGCAGAGCAAGAGCAAGAGCCAGAUGAAGGAGCUAAAGGCCGAAGCCGACAAGAAGAGACGGGAAGUCGAGAACGCAAAGAAGGCCCGGCAGAGCAUUAUCGAUGGCACCGACAAGCGUGACGAGGUCGAGGUGGUGCGAGCGAUAUUUGCCCUGCAGGAAGAUUUGCAUCUGCUAGACCGGAAGAGGCUGACGGGCGAGAUCGAGGUAUCGACCGUCUCGUCCGUGGUGGGAGACCUCUCGCUUGGAGCGAAGAACCACAACUUCCGGGCCCAGACGUUCAAGAUCCCCACCAACUGCGAUCUCUGCGGAGAGAGGAUAUGGGGUCUCUCGGCCAAGGGGUUCGACUGUCGUGACUGUGGCUAUACGUGCCAUAAUAAAUGCGAGAUGAAGGUUCCAGCCGAGUGUCCGGGCGAGCAGACGAAGGAAGAGAAGAAGAAGCUGAAGCUCGAGAGGCAGGAGAAGGCCAAUGCGGCUCCGGCGCUGCCGGCCCAGGAUAUCACUCCUCGAGUGUCGAGCCCCAGCGCGGCAGAGCUCCCGGCGCUGACGAGAAAGGAUACGAUGAACUCGCUGAGUUCGGGAUACUCGUACAACGCGCUUAACAAGUCUACGUCGGCACUGUCUGUCAGCCAGCCUGCCAACGGAGGCUCAGCGUCAACGUCGACAUCACCGGCUAUUGCUGAGCUGCCGGACUCUGGGAGCGUUGUGAAGAAACCGGCCGUGGCUCCUCGGAAGAACCGAAUACUGGCACCUCCUCCGGCGCAGUACGUGAGCGCCCCGCCACCACCGGCAGCUUCCAGCGACAGCAAGGAGAACGCCAGCGGUCCCGGCAAGUCUUCCGAGCCAAGCGGGAAGAUGAUGUAUGCCUACCAGGCCAACGGGGAGGACGAGGUGACCGUAGACGAAGGACAGGACGUCACCGUCGUCGAACCAGAUGAUGGCUCCGGCUGGAUGCGAGUUCGAUCCAACGGCCAAACGGGGCUGGUACCAGCCUCCUACGUCGAGGUCUCGUCCACCCCGUCGCCGUCACCAGCGGCAUCUCCCAACCCCAACGGGCGACCAGAGUCAACGUACUCUACCUCCAGCGCCUCUCUCGCCAGCAGCGCGGCAGGCAAACGACGGGGCCCCGCCGUCGCACCCAAACGGGGAGCAAAGAAACUUCAGUACGUCGUGGCGAUGUACGACUACGAGGCACGAACGGACGCAGAAUGGAGCAUGGCGGAAGGCGACCGGUUCGUCCUGGUGAAUCGAGACAGCGGGAACGGAUGGGCAGACGUCGAGAAGGGAGGCCAGACCAAGUGUGUUCCCGCAAACUACAUUGAAGACGCAUGA